AUGCAUUGCCUGGCGGUAGCGCCAGCGCUCGUCAUGUCUGUUAUGUUCGUCGUGCUCUACUUAGUGGACCAAGUCCAUAACUUGGCUGAACAACUUUACUUGUUCUUCCUUAUCAUUCUUAAUAUAAGUGCGAUCGCCGUUGUGUUCCUUGAGAGUGAACCAUCUAGGUUCCCCGGGACAACUGGUACAUUGUCCUGUCAGGAUGUAAAGUGUGAUAUUUAUUCUAGAAAUGAAGUGAAAAUACCAAAUGUUGAUGCUUUCCUUUUCUAUGCAAGCAACAUUGAGUUCGAAGACUUGCCGUUGCCAAGGAAAGUGAAUGAUAUUUGGGGACUUUAUCAUGAGGAAUCACCAAGGAAUGUUGAGGAAUUAAUGCAUGAGAAUGGUCUCUAUUUAUUCAAUUAUUCAGCUACUUUCAGCAGAUACAGCGAUGUACAGUUUCCUUUGCAAUAUCUAGAAUCUUUGGACGAUAUCACAACUACUAAGUAUUUCGUUAAGACGAAAGAUAAAAAUGAAUUACUCAAAGACAUAUCCCCUAUACUUUACUUACAAACGGAUUGCGAAACUGCUACAGAAAGAGAUGAAUAUGUAAAGGAAUUGAUGAAAUAUAUUAAGAUUGAUUCAUAUGGAGCCUGUUUGAAAAAUAAGGAGAUGCCAAAAAGAUUUACAGAUGACUAUUUGAACAAUUUGAACGAUGAUGAUUUUCUUCACUUUAUUUCUAGGUAUAAAUUCGUGAUAGCCAUAGAAAAUGGCGUUUGUGAUGAUUAUAUAACGGAGAAGCUCUGGCGAGCUAUCAAGGUAGGUAGUGUACCUAUUUACUUCGGUUCACCAACUAUACGAGAUUGGUUGCCGAAUGAAAAAUCCGCAAUACUAAUCGAAGAUCAUCCGACGCCGCAACGAAUGAGUGAAUAUUUAAACCGAUUAAUUAACGACGAUAAUUUAUAUAAUAGUCAUUUGAUACAUAAAAUCGACAAACAAAUAAACAAUCAGAGAUUGCUAGAAGAUUAUAAUACGAAGCCGUGGCAAAGAGAUCAUAUUUUAGCCGCGAAUAAAUUUGAAUGUUUUGUUUGUAAACGUAUUCAUGAGAUGCGUCAAAAGGUCUUUUCACCACAGAUAAUAAAUAAAAGUCAUUACAAUUGCCCCAAACCAAUAUCGGCUUUAACUUUACAAGUGAAUCCGUCAAACGAUUGGGUGUAUUCGUGGUACCGAGCUAAAGAAAGGGCAGAGGAUAUAUAUAAAAGAGUUGAGAAUAAUAGAAACUGA
Danaus chrysippus (African queen) is the source of this 1260-nucleotide messenger RNA. NCBI's taxonomy places the organism in Eukaryota, Metazoa, Arthropoda, Insecta, Lepidoptera, Nymphalidae. The record is from the annotation of a GenBank genome assembly.